This is a messenger RNA of Acanthamoeba castellanii str. Neff, 1422 nucleotides long. RefSeq names its product ubiquinone biosynthesis protein AarF family protein, putative. Bases 1 to 1422 code for a protein of 473 amino acids. The record is from RefSeq and is a predicted model, not a curated record. The transcript has 11 exons. Gene Ontology annotation, cellular component: mitochondrion. NCBI's taxonomy places the organism in Eukaryota, Discosea, Longamoebia, Acanthamoebidae.
AUGCUGGUCCGCCACGGUCCUGCAGGACGAGCAACAACGGCAGCAGCGGCGGCAGGGAUCCCAGCGCUGGAGUCGCCACGACGAGUUCAGCGGCAGCUUCGUCACGCACGACACGCCUGCUGGCGCUGGCAGGUGGCACGGGGUGCUGCUGGGGCUGCGGGCAGCGGAGCUGUGCGUGCGCUUCGCGCCGCUGGUGGUGCUCUACCCGGUGUGCGUCUACGUGCUCCCCACGUGGGCCGAGGACCUCUGGUACCGACUGCUGACAUGGAGUCUUCGCCACUCUGGUCCCUGCUUCAUCAAGUGGCUGUCGACGCGUCGCGAUCUGCUGCCGGAGCACCUGUGCCACAGGCUGGCUGGGCUGCGCAGUCAAGCACCAGCUCACGCCAUGCGCCACACGCGGCGCGUGUUCAGAAAGGCGUUCGGGCGGGACAUCGGACAGAUCUUCUCCCAAUUCCCCACCACGCCGAUUGCCUCGGGAGCCGUGGCCCAGGUCUACCGGGCCACACUGAAAGCGCCGAUCGAUGGCGUGUCCGAAGUAGCCGUAAAGGCCUCGUGUGCGUCAUCGAGUGGGUCUGGGACGCGCCUUGGCUUCAAUUGGGCGCCAACGUACAGAACUUUGCAUCCAGGAUGAGCGCCCAAUGCAAUUUGGCCGUGGAGGCGGGCAACCUGGUCCACUUUAAGCAGAACUUCAGGGACGCCCGGUCCAUUCGGUUUCCCACGCCCGUGGAGGGUUUCUAUCAUCCUCUCGUGCUGGUCGAGUCCUUCGAGCCUGGCAUCCACGUCGAACGGUUCACCCGAGAGGACAUCGCCCCUGACGUCCGCAAAACCAUAGCUUCAGUGGGGAUGGACGCCUUCUUGAAGAUGAUGUUGGUCGACAAUUUUGUCCAUGCCGACCUGCACCCGGGGAACAUCCUCGUGGACGACGGCCGGGACGCGGGUUCGUCACCGCAGGUCGUGCUCCUCGACGUGGGCCUCAUCACUCAGCUCUCCGAGAAGGACAGGGACAACUUCCUCAAGCUCUUCUCGGCUGUGGUCGCAGGCGAUGCUGCCUUGGUAGGCCACCUCAUCACCGAUGGGCAAGAUCACCUCACGCCUCAGGUGGUCCAACAGUUUACUGAGGAGGUGGGCCGGCUGAUGGCCAAGGUCAAACUCACCCGGCUCGACGAGGUUCCGCUCUCGGAGAUCUUUUUCGAGAUGCUGAGCAUCGCACGAAGGAACAAGGUCAUCCUGGAGGCCAACUUUACAACAUUGAUCAUCGGCACCGUGGUGAUUGAAGGCCUCGGUCGACAGCUCGACCCCGAUCUCAAUCUCCUGCAGCGGGCGGUGCCCCUACUGGUGAAGGACCGGGCCAUUCGGGAUGCCUACAUCAAGGCCCGCCUCUCGGCCCGGCUGCCCUCGCUCUUCCGUCCGACGUCCGUGUGA